Molecule: messenger RNA, 1075 nt
Organism: Nelumbo nucifera (sacred lotus)
Lineage: Eukaryota; Viridiplantae; Streptophyta; Magnoliopsida; Proteales; Nelumbonaceae
Product: chalcone isomerase-like protein 2
Molecular function (GO): intramolecular lyase activity
Source: RefSeq, a predicted model, not a curated record
GGAGAGGGCAGGCAGGAGAGUGUGUUAGUUGGAACACAUUAAAUAUCUUCCUCAACCCAGCAACCCUCCAGAGAACUGGCCUUCCAUUCUAUCUCUAUUUCCAUUUACCUUUACUCCUCUUUCGCCCAAAACUCCAAACAAAGAACCGACAAGAAGAAAUAACAAUCUUCUUCAACAGCAACAAUGGGCACUGAAACCGUGAUGGUUGAUGAUAUACCAUUUCUACCCGAGAUCUCGACAUCCAAGCCACUCUCUCUGCUGGGUCACGGCAUUACGGACAUUGAGAUACAUUUCCUUCAAAUCAAGUUUACUGCAAUUGGGGUUUAUUUGGAACCCGAGGUUGUGGCUCAUUUACAGCAAUGGAAGGGCAAAUCAGGAAAUGAACUCGCCCAGGACGAUGACUUCUUUGAAGCCCUGAUUUCAGCUCCGGUGGAGAAAAUUGUGAGAGUAGUGGUAAUCAAGGAGAUCAAGGGAUCACAGUACGGGGUGCAGAUAGAGAGUGCUGUGAGGGAUCGAUUAGCAGCGGUUGACAAGUACGAGGAAGAAGAGGAGGAAGCUCUUGAAAACAUCAUCCAAUUCUUCCAAUCCAAAUAUUUCAAGAAACACUCUGUUAUCACUUACACUUUUCCUUCUGCUUCCCCUUCUACUGGUACUGCUGAGAUAUCGUUUUCAACAGAAGGAAAAGAGGAGGCGAAGAUCAAAGUGGAGAACGGCAAUGUUGUGGAGAUGAUCAAGAAAUGGUAUCUGGGUGGGAGCAGUGGAGUGUCUCCUACCACCGUCGCAUCCUUAGCCAACAAUCUCUCCGCGCUGUUAUCCAAGUGAAAAGAAUAUGCUUCUAUUUUGUGUCCCAUAUAGUUAGAGGCUGAGCUGUCUGUUUUGUUCCUCAGUCCAUAGAAUCAUAUCUAUGUUUGCUUUGCUUGUUACUUUCUUCUUCUUAGUUCUGCCUACGCCCACGUAAGUUCGUUUGUAUUAGGUACACACACAUAGAGCCCAUCUGUUCUGAUUUGGACUGUUAACUAAUUAUAAUUAAGAUGUGUCGUUGUGCUUAGACAUAAGACACCAACUUUUUUCUUCA